Messenger RNA from Cornus florida, 1554 nucleotides. RefSeq names its product putative gamma-glutamylcyclotransferase At3g02910. NCBI's taxonomy places the organism in Eukaryota, Viridiplantae, Streptophyta, Magnoliopsida, Cornales, Cornaceae. Bases 88 to 648 code for a protein of 186 amino acids. The record is from RefSeq and is a predicted model, not a curated record. The transcript is spliced from 2 exons. Gene Ontology annotation, molecular function: gamma-glutamylaminecyclotransferase activity.
AAUUCCCUUCUCCUCAGUCGGUCUCACUGUGUUUUCUGUUGGUUAGUUAGCACGAGAACAGAGGUGUGUGUGCAGAGAGAUCAGAUAAUGUCAGUGACAGACGAAAUCAAAGGCAAACAAACCCUGAUCUUCACAUAUGGCACACUGAAACGAGGCUUCGCUAACCAUCCUCUCCUGCAAGACCUAAUCCGCACAGACGACGCCGUUUACCUCGGCUCCUACCUCACCGUCCACGAACUCCCUCUCGUCUGCGGCCCACACGGCGUCCCAUUCCUCCUCAACCUCCCUGGAUCGGCCCGCCACCGAGUCCACGGCGAGCUUUACGCCGUGUCGGACCGUGCACUCGCCCGAAUCGAUGAAUUGGAGGGCACGACUCGCAGUCACUACGAGAGACUCCCAAUUCAGGUCCGAUCCGAAACCGAGGUCGACGGCGGUGACGGUGGCGGUGUGGUGGUGGAGGCGGAGGCGUAUUAUGCGCACCGGAGCUAUGCGGAGGAGAUGUGGAGGAGGAAUGGGAGGGUAGGGUUUAGUGCGUUUACGGAGAAAGAGGAGAAGGGGUACGUGAAAAGGGGUGAUAGGCCCAAGGAUCGAAGUUUUAUCGAAGAUAUUCAAUUGUUCGUUUCGUCGUCGUCUUCUCCUCAAUUGUGAUUCUGAUUUCGAAGGUUUCUCAUGGCAAAAUUCUCCAUCAAAUCGACUCUCGGAGGCGGUCUUCAUAUCAUUACUAGAUGACCUGAGAAAGAACCAGGGAUUGGCGCUACGUGACACAGGUGCAGCUGCUACCACAUUUGGCAAAAGGCUUGCCCUCUUGAGCCUAUGUCUGUCUUUUUAUUUUUUAUUAUUAUUAUUUUUUUAUUCCCUUGUUCUGUCAUAAUUAGAUUCUUAAAUGUCUUCCCGGUCAGGAAAUGCAUAAUGUUAGCAACAAUUUGAAAUAUAAAAUGUUAUAUUUAUAUUAAAAGGACAAUAAACCAAAUUGUACCUAAUAUCAAAUGAAAACUUCUUUCAAUUUUAUGUAAGUGGGUUGGGCUGUGAUUUUGGUGGUCGGGCCACGUGGGUACUUUCCGCGUGCGGGAGGCGUGAUGAAUUAUUGGUUGAGUUUGGAUUUGUUAGGUCCAUUUUGUGUUGGAUAUUGCAUGGUAAGGGUUUGAGUUUUGUCCAAACACUUCGUCUUCUUCACUGAAAUCGCAAUGGAAAGAUGGUUUAGACAAACACACACAUCAAAAUUUAUCAAAAUGUGUAAUUUUAAUAGGUUAAGGUUAUAAAGUUUUGGGUCUUCAGAUUUGAGAUAGGUCUGAUUCAUGAAAAAAGAUAAAUAUUGUUCAAAGAAAAUAUGAGAAAACUGAAAAGAAGAUCAAAAAGAGAAAAGUAAAAACAGAUAUAGAGGGUGGGUGUUAGUGUGGCUCAAGAGUGGGAGAGUCAAAUAAAAAAAUAAAAAAAAAAACCGAGUCGGUGAGUCGAGCUUAAACAUAAAAGUUAUUUAUUUAUUUAUUUUUUUCAACUUAAACAUAAAGUUUUAAUAAUAUGAAUUGUGCGAAAACACGCGCUUUUUUUUUUUUU